Molecule: messenger RNA, 858 nt
Organism: Aspergillus campestris IBT 28561
Lineage: Eukaryota; Fungi; Ascomycota; Eurotiomycetes; Eurotiales; Aspergillaceae
Product: SDR family oxidoreductase
Exons: 2
Molecular function (GO): oxidoreductase activity
Source: RefSeq, a predicted model, not a curated record
AUGGCACCCCUCGUAUGGUUCAUAACAGGCGGCUCAUCUGGUUUCGGAUACUAUCUCGCCCUGCAUGCCCUAGCAGCAGGUCACCAGGUCAUCGCCACAGCACGAAACGUCACAAAGUCCGCACAAACCGUCCAAGACAUCGAGGCUAAAGGCGGGAAGGUCAUCGAGCUGGACGUGACGAAGGGGGAAACUAUUCGCGAGACAGUCCACCACGCAGAGAGCAUCUAUGGACACAUCGAUGUGCUGGUCAACAAUGCAGGGUUCUCCGUGCUAGGGGCAGUAGAAGACAUAACUCCUGAGGAAGCUGUCUCUCAAUUCGAAACCAACUUCUUCGGCCCCCUGCGGCUCAUCCAGGCGGCGCUGCCAUCUAUGCGCGCCCGGGGCACAGGUACAAUCGUCAACGUGUCGAGCGUGGCAGGACAAGACGCACUGCCCACAUGCGGACUCUACGCAGCGAGCAAGUUUGCGCUGGAAGGGCUGUCGGAGACUCUUUCGCGCGAAGUCGCGCAGUUUGGGCUUAGUGUGCUGAUCGUUGAGCCAGGCGCGUUCAAGACGAACUUCCUGGAUGCGGCUAGGAAGACGGACGUCGGGCUGUCUGAGCCGUAUCGUGGAGGCAUUGUGGAGACUGUGCUUGGCAAGUUUGACCCGGCGAGGGGGUUGCCGAAGGGGGAUCCGGUCAAGGGUGUGGCGAGGGUGUUUGGGGCUGUCACUGGGGAGGGGGUGGCGGGGGAUCUGAAGGGCAGGAUUCUUAGGUUGCCUCUGGGACCUGAUUGCGUGGGCCGGAUUGAGGGGAAGCUGAAGAGUGUUUCUGGUGAUUUGGAGGCUGCGCGGGAGGUGGCGAUGGGUACCGAUUAUGAU